Messenger RNA from Histoplasma mississippiense, 1863 nucleotides. RefSeq lists its product with no specific name. Lineage: Eukaryota; Fungi; Ascomycota; Eurotiomycetes; Onygenales; Ajellomycetaceae. The transcript is spliced from 6 exons. Gene Ontology annotation, molecular function: zinc ion binding; nucleic acid binding. The coding region runs from base 1 to 1863 and encodes 620 amino acids. The record is from RefSeq and is a predicted model, not a curated record.
AUGGUUAAUCUCAGAUCGGGUUCAACGCCUGAUUUGACGCAGGAGUACGUUCCUCCAAGAAGAAGGCGAGGUGAUCAACAAACUCCUGAGAACGAAACGCCAGAGCCCAGAGGACCCUUGCCAACGCCGGUGACGAACCGCAAGGCGACCCCUGGUGCCUUCGAACCAGACGACACGAUCGUCGAAUCGAACGAGCAAAACGAAUCGAACGAAUCGAACGAAGAAUUUGAGGAUCCGAUUGAAGGCAUCAACGAGAUGUCAGGCAAUACGGGUGGCCAGAGCGCUGGCUCUGGCUCUGUGAGUGAGGAGACUCGUAUGAGAUUAGAAAUAGCUCGGCUUCAGCACGAGGUCGAACGAAUGAAAGCAAGCAGGGGUGAAUCCUCUGUCAGUAAUGAAGAGCUCAGUGCAGAUUUGGCGAAUUAUCUUCAACGGAAAGGUAGAACGUCUGCAAUAGUAAAGAUCCUUGGUGAAUUCAGGGAUCAGGUAAGGCCUAUCAAGAAGCCUAUCGUACUCACUGGCUCCGCGAAUUACCCAAUGUGGAAAGAAGAGAUCCUCCUCGCAGCGAGGCAAUCUGAAACGGAUGACAUUCUUAAUGACAAGCAAAUUAGUCCUGACGAGGAUGCCAGCAAGGAUAUGCAACGUUUUUGGUCAGAACGGAAUAUCUGGCUAUACAACUACAUGUGGUCUGCGAUCGCCCCGCAGGCCAAAUCUCACUUUAUUAUACCCAAGGAGUCCCAACUAUCUGCUUAUUCUCUAUGGUCUGUCAUAGAAGAUAAUUUCGCUGAGAGGCCUGCUGUUCGCAGGACUCGCCUGUUCCAAGAAUUGAUUGAGAUGACGUCGAAAUCAAAGGGUUCUGAUCGCGCGUUUAUCGAACGUUUGAUCGCAAUUAGGACUGAUUAUAUCCGCUUAGGAUAUAAUGUUGAAGAUUUCAUGUUUUUCGACAGACUCCUUACGGGGGUUAGCAAAGGUUGGUCCUCUUUUAUAAAGAACCGAAUGGACGCAAUAGAGAAAGAUGAGAACGCCAGAACGCUCGAAGACGAUUUCAUGGGAUUAUGUCGAGAUAUUCUCCUACGAUUGCCAGCUGCUGGUGAACCUCCUACCUUUGAUGGGAAGACCCCUACGAAUAACGCCCAAGAUUCCAAUAAGAAGGAUAAAAAGGAUAAGGAGAAGGAGAAGGUCUCUGAGGACAAGGACAAGAAUUCUGCCAAGCCGGAGAAGAAAGGUAAUAACGCUGCCAAAGCGUGUUAUCAUUGCCAAAAGGUUGGCCACGUUCAAACAGAUUGCUGGUCGAAAUUUCCUGAAAAACGCCCUACUAACCGCGGCGGAGGCCCUGCGCCGGUUCAUAAUGUCGUUGAGCAAGUAUUCCAUACGACAGAGAAGGCGUAUUCUACUGGCCAAACUGGCAAAGAUACCUGGGUCCUGGACUCCGGAUCAGGAGCUCACGCUACGCCUUGCAAAGAUCUCAUAUCGAUAGUGCCGCAGAAGGUUAAUGUCAUAUUGGAGAUGGCCGACGGAUCGACGGCUCCUGCAACGGCUAUAGGGAAGGUGGAUAUACCAGUAGAAGGAGCGAAUCUGCCGCUGCAGGACUAUGAGAUGAUAAAGCAGCCUCUAUAUCCAACAGGUGGGGGUGGAAUGGACGUCCAUUCCAUUCAGGGCCGUAGUGGAUAUGAAAUACAACAUAUCCAAAUCAAAAGCGAUAAUUCCGCCGGGAAGGGGUUAAAUUUUAGUGUCAAAGUCAAUGAGUUGAGGCAACGGAGCGGCGCAAAGCGGUGCAAGAUCAACAAAUCGAACACGCUGGACCCAAACCAGUUGGACGUCAAACCCGUCCAACCAGGAGUCAGAGAUGGAGAGCCAGCAGGGUGA